Paramecium octaurelia is the source of this 1045-nucleotide messenger RNA. The record is from the annotation of a GenBank genome assembly. NCBI's taxonomy places the organism in Eukaryota, Ciliophora, Oligohymenophorea, Peniculida, Parameciidae.
UAUAAAUGGGUUUGAGAUAAUUGGACUUUUUUAGAAAAUUAAAUACUGAUAUUGGCGACACUUCAUCGUCUUUGGGAGGAUUCUUGACCCUGAUCGCAUUUGCAGUAAGCUUCUAACAUAUUUCUUGAUAGUUGGUUACUAUUUUAACCAUGAAUGAAUGUAGAUUAUUUUUUAGCACCGAAUUAAACUAUUAAACUGUGAUUGACAAUGACACUGAAUAAUUUAUCAAGGUUUAUUUGGAUGUGAUUGUUGGUGCACCUUGCAUGGUUUUGUCAUUGGAUUAAUAAGACGAGGUCGGAGUACACGUAAUGGAUGUUUCUGGCACAUUGAAAAAGAUUACUCUUGAUAAGGAUAGACAUGUGUUGCCCACAGUAUUUAAACAAUAAUAUUCAUUAUAAAGAUUGACAAUAACGAAAGACCUAAUUACAGAGGGAGUGACUAAGAAUUAGUGGAUGCAAUUGAGGCUAUCAAUGAAGGAGAAUAAUGCUAAUUGAAGGGAUUCUUCUCAGUAAAUAAAGUCCCAGGUAAUUUCCAUAUCAGUUAUCAUGCACAUCACCACUUGAUACAGAAAAUUCAUCAAAGAGAUUUAUCAACCUACAGAAAACUCAAAUUGGAUCACACAAUCUACGAAUUAAGAUUUGGAGACAAUUCCUCCUCCUUCAAAAUGAAGAAAUACCCUAAAUCUCUUCAGAAAUUCUAGUCCUCCUGGAAUUCAAUUGCCAAAAUAGCUCCUGAAGGAGAAAAACAAGAUUACGAAUACUAUAUCAAUGCCUUGCCUGUGAGAUUUUACGAUGACAAAGAACGAAACUAUCAAACUCUCUAUAAAUACUCCAUCAAUGAGGCACAAAUGACAAGAUCCUUUACAGAAAUCGAUUCAAUCUAUUUUAAAUAUCAAAUCAGUCCCGUCAAUAUGGUCUAUUCAAUUUAAAAGAAGUCUGUCUAUCAUUUUAUUGUUUAAUUACUGGCCAUUGUAGGAGGAGUCUUUGCCGUCAUAGGAAUCGUCAAUUCAAUUAUAUAAAAAGCAUUUUGAGUUUAUAAUAUUCAC